Molecule: messenger RNA, 3591 nt
Organism: Procambarus clarkii (red swamp crayfish)
Lineage: Eukaryota; Metazoa; Arthropoda; Malacostraca; Decapoda; Cambaridae
Source: RefSeq, a predicted model, not a curated record
AGGAACUUCCUUACGACAUUAAAAUACAGUAUACAGGCAUUAAAAGAAAAUAGAUGCAACAAAAACAUAAGUGAUGAACAAUGACAAUUUAGAAAGUUACUGAAUAUUUUGCUCAGAUGUUUCCUUUAGGAUGAUGGUCAAAAGAGAGUGAGAAAGAGAUGAGGGUUAAAGUGAAGGUCAGUUUGACAGAUAGAGCACUAGUAUCAUUGAAAGGUAGUGUGCUAGGUUAGGUUUACAGGUCUAGAGCCAUUUAAUCUCACGAAUAUUAACCUUGGAGAGAAGGGCUCUUGCACUUAAUAGAAUCAUUUCAGUGCUACAAGAGGCAAUGUUUUAAUGUGGAUAUAUUUCAGUAUUAUAGUUCAGAUAUAUGCUCAAUUUGUAAAUUAUUUACAGUGAUCAAAGGAGGGAGUUGUCUUAUUGAUCCUCAUAUAAGUGUAUAAAAGGUUUAUUUAACAGAUCAACAGAUCUCCAGUGUGUAGAGAGAAACCCCCAACCCCUACAUUUUACGGUGUUAAUCAGCUUAGCCGCUGUAGUUAGUGAUAACAGUGAAUGUAGAUCCAGUAGUCAGAUAACAUGAUGACCUUGUGCUUUUUAAGAAGGCUUUGCUGUUGAUAGUUUUUAUUUUAUUUUUAGCUCCGUCAUGGAAAAUGGCAGUGCGUGUGAGCAAUUAUAUUGUUUGUGGUAUCUUAAUGACCAGAUGGAUAGUUUGAAUCCAUACAGGCUUUGGUUGUCUGAGGCCUACUAACUAGUGAUGAGCAAGUUGCACCCUGAUGUUUGUGAAGCUGGGGAAGCUGCCAUUAUGUGCCUGUUGGAGUGGUGGCGGAUUCGACAAGAAGCAGUAGGCAAGCCAGUUAUAUUGUGUAACAAACAAGCUAGUUCUUGGUUUUGGGCCUCAUACACCACAAUAGGUGCGUUCCUUUUUGGAUGUGCCUGUUCGCAACUAUCUACCGACAUUGCAAAGUACUCGAUAGGAAGGUUGAGGCCACACUUCGUCAGUGUAUGCAAGCCUGACUGGAGUAAGAUUAAUUGUACUGAAGAUUAUAUUGAUCCCAUUCCCUGUACAUCAGAUGAUGCUCAUAGAAUGAAGGAAGCUCGGCUUUCAUUUCCAUCUGGACAUGCUUCUUUCUCUGCAUUUACAAUGAUAUACUUAGUGAUCUACCUUCAAGUGCGAUUUAAAUUCAAAUCACCCAGAUUGGUUCGUCCUUUCCUGCAAUUUGUGUGUUUGAUGAUGACUUUUGCCUGUUGCCUGUCCAGGAUUUCUGACUACAAGCACCACUGGUCAGAUGUUCUCUUUGGCUUCCUACUUGGGACAACUGUAGCAUUCCUCAUUUCGCGAUAUGUAUCGGAUCUUUUUCAAACUGAUUCACAUCAAAUAGUGGACGGCAAGGGCCAGACAGUCUUCCUACAAGAUCGGCGUUUUAUGGGUAACGAAAGUGAGAAUAAUACCGGCCGUACAAAUCUAGAUGAUUAGAGUAUAUAUGAGGUCAGAUGUACAAUAUUUUUUGUUGCCUAAACAAUGUAUAAAUUUCAAGUUUUUUUUUUUUUUUUUUUUUUUUUUUUUUUUUUUUUUUUUUUUUUUUUUUUUUUUUUUUUUAGACCUUGUCAGGUUAGUUAUGACACCCCAUCCCCCCCCUCAUGUUUUAUGAACAAUUUUAGUAGGGUUUGAUAUUAAUUAUCCAAAUUAACCCAAUUUAUGGGUUUGAUAUAUUUUUCCCAUUUUUAUGGUUUACAUUACUUACCUCAUUCUCAUGGAUAGUGUAUCAGAGUGGUUUGGACAUCUUUUGUAAGUGAUGGAGAAAUAAGAUAUUUCUCUAAAAUAAAAUUUGACCUUCAUGAUAACUUUAAAAGUUACAAUACCAAAAGAGACUUGAUGGAGUGAGGGGAUAUUUGCUUAAAGUUUAGACUGUGUGGCUGCCUGCUUGCCCAGAUAUUGUGGAUUUUACGUAUUUGUUUCAUUUUACAUAAAAAUGUAUUACUGUUUUGUAUAUGACAGACCUGUAUAGAAAUACAUUUGAUCUCUUUUUUUAAAAGGAAUGAUAACAUUGGUUAAAAAAAAUUAAGUGUGUGUGUAUUAAAGCUUUUAAUUCUAGAUUAACUUUUAUCAACGUGUCUACAAAGAGAGUUUCCGGUCUUGUAAUGUUCAUAACUGGUGCCUGGAGCUAGCAAAUGCUGCCAUCCAUUGCUAGCAGGAUCAAGUGUUUCCCAAAUGCAAUAACACAGAAGCCAGCAAGAGUGCCCUCUUGAAACCCUCACAUUUACAUUUCAUACUUACUUCUACAGCUUGUUUUAACGUAAUAGAAUAUUGCAAUUAAUUGUUUGUUUGUAAGUAUUGUUCUCUUGUUCAAGAUUGUACCAUUAUGAAUGCAUAAUUAUUAAUGCUAAACAUAAAAUAAAGAGUAUUAUUUUUCUUACUUGAAAUUUAAGAGGAAAGAAUGUAAAGAAUGCAAAAGUAAAAAAGGGUCAAACUGAAUUUUUGUUGUAUUAUGCAACUAAAUUAGGUCAAAUUCCUUGCCAAGUAUAUUUACUGGUUUGAUAUUAAUUGGGAAGACUUGUGGCCUGGUAUCGAGUCAUUUGACCCAUAUUAUCUGAAAAUUUAUUCAAAAGGUUGCUGUUUAUUUGAAAAAAUGUACCGUAAUUGCACAGUUGGAAAGUGCAUCUCUCUUACUUGAAAUGUGAAUCUUAAAUCAUUUUUAGUGCCAUUGUGUGAGAAGAUGGGAGUAGAGGUGAAGCUUGUGUAAGGCUUAUCAAUGUUAAGGGCAUCAUGCCACUAUUCUCUUCAGAGUACUUUACACUAUAUUAAAUUAUUCUUGCUCUUUUUACGAAUUCACUCCAAAACACUCAAUUUUAUCAUUUGUACAUGUAAUUUUGAUAUAUUAUUUACAUUUAUUUAAAAUUGUAAUUUGAUAUCCAUGAUGUAUAUCUAUAAACUUAAAAAUGGCUAUCCUUCUAAACAAAAAAAGAUAGAUUUACUGUCCUAACUGUUCCCAAUAAAUUUGGGAUAGUGACAAAAAGGAACACCGUAUAAGAGUUUGCUCUUAGUCUGUAGGGGUAUUUCACAAUGUACACUAUAAAAAGUAUGUAAUUGAAACUGGAUGAAAUCUUGCAAUAUUUUGCUGAUUUUAAAGGAGGAGAAUUCCUAGAUUUCAAUUUUCCCUCAAAAAGACGCUACUGGUGGCAGCAUAUAUAAACACAUGGGAGGAGGAGAUCCACAGCCUCGGAGAAAGCAUUAGAGUGGAUUAGCUAGGUCCCCCCACUAAUGCAAGUUUAUGCAUGCUUACCUUUUUUUAUAUAACAUAGUCAACAAAACUUAAAAAGAGCUGGCAAAUAUCCUACAUUGAAAACAGUUUGUAUGUUAGUAGGGUUAAAUAUAGUUUUCAUUUUGUUUUAAAAAAAAUCUGUUGCUAUUGUAGUAGGUUUUCUUAAGGUAGAUACCUCAAUUUUGGUAGCACGGUGUCCUUAAGAGUAGGAAUUUAGUUAUGAGCCCGGGUCUUAAGACGUAUUUGUGAUGUACUAGUAACAUUAUCUUCUUCUGCAGCUAUAAUGUUAAUUUUUUAUGUUUUUUGUUUUUGUAUAUUUAUAUAUGCUUUUAAG